Messenger RNA from Gorilla gorilla gorilla (western lowland gorilla), 3001 nucleotides. It is a transcript of the gene PLAAT4, whose product is annotated as phospholipase A and acyltransferase 4. Gene Ontology annotation, cellular component: cytoplasm. The coding region runs from base 202 to 696 and encodes 164 amino acids. Gene Ontology annotation, biological process: N-acylphosphatidylethanolamine metabolic process. Gene Ontology annotation, molecular function: A2-type glycerophospholipase activity; glycerophospholipid phospholipase A1 activity. The transcript has 4 exons. The record is from RefSeq and is a predicted model, not a curated record. NCBI's taxonomy places the organism in Eukaryota, Metazoa, Chordata, Mammalia, Primates, Hominidae.
AUCCAUGGCUUGUGUAAGAAAUGAUUAGUCCUUCCAUCUAGAGAAAUAGCUCCUUUUUAAACAGUUGUCUCUUUUAAACAGUGUUUAGUAUUUAAGUGAGGUUGAAACAGUGUCAAAAGGAGAGUGAAAGUGAAAUUCUCUCCUUCAGCAUAAAAGCUGAUCCACAAACGGCAGAGCACCAGACCUCCUCUUGGCUUCAAGAUGGCUUCGUCACACCAAGAGCCCAAACCUGGAGACCUGAUUGAGAUUUUCCGCCUUGGCUACGAGCACUGGGCCCUGUAUAUAGGAGAUGGCUACGUGAUCCAUCUGGCUCCUCCAAGUGAGUACCCCGGGGCUGGCUCCUCCAGUGUCUUCUCAGUCCUGAGCAACAGUGCAGAGGUGAAACGGGAGCGCCUGGAAGAUGUGGUGGGAGGCUGUUGCUAUCGGGUCAACAACAGCUUGGACCAUGAGUACCAACCACGGCCCGUGGAGGUGAUCAUCAGUUCUGCGAAGGAGAUGGUUGGUCAGAAGAUGAAGUACAGUAUUGUGAGCAGGAACUGUGAGCACUUUGUCACCCAGCUGAGAUAUGGCAAGUCCCGCUGUAAACAGGUGGAAAAGGCCAAGGUUGAAGUCGGUGUGGCCACGGCACUUGGAAUCCUGGUUAUUGCUGGAUGCUCUUUUGUGAUUAGGAGACACCAAAAAAAAGCGACAGCCUGAAGCAGCCACAAAAUCCUGUGUUAGAAGCAGCUGUGGGGGUCCCAGUGGAGAUGAGCCUCCCCCACGCCUCCAGCAGCCUGACCCUCGUGCCCUGUCUCAGGCGUUCUCUAGAUCCUUUCCUCUGUUUCCCUCUCUCGCUGGCAAAAGUAUGAUCUAAUUGAAACAAGACUGAAGGAUCAAUAAACAGCCAUCUGCCCCUUCAGAAAGGACUUCUACCAUGUUUUUAUAGACUUCUGAAUCACAAAGGAGGAAAGUAACAUUGAGUGAACACUCACUGGGUAGUUCCAGCAAUUUCUAGCCGGGUGACUUUAGAGAAGGCUCUUGAUUCUCAGAACCUCAGUUCUUCCAUGUCAGGUGAUGUCAGGAGGAUCACCUACGAUAAUGCAUACAUGACACCCAGCACUAUGUCUGAUAUGUAACAGAUGUUCAAGGAAUUGUCUUCAUCAUUCUACACAGACAUAACAGCGACAUAAUUGCAUGUCAUUAAUUUUACUCUCAGGGAGGCGAAAAAAACUUAAUUACCUCCCGGUAUCGUCUCAUGUGGUGCUUAAAUCCCCUCACAACACCUACACAUCUACCAGCAUCUUCCCAGUUACCUUCCUCAGUUGGCCCUCUUUUUAGAAAGUUUUUUUUUUUUUAGCUCAAAGGUCUGAGUUCUCACCCACCUGUGACUACUAGAUGGAGUAAUAUUCUUUCCAUGCCCAGAUUGCCAUGGCUCAAGCUGGUCCUGGGUGGAAUGCUGAGAAUUAGCUACCUCUAAAUCUCCCUCCACUACUUCCAGCAUGCCCUGGGUAUGGCUCCAGAGGUGCCCAGGUCCCCAUGUUUCUGUGCUUCCUCACUCCAGCCUCUGCCACCAGUGACCCUACUCAGUGGCCACUUCCAUGGUGGUCACUGCGGCCACCACCACUCUGGCUUCAGGACUGAGGACAUCACCCUCCCCUGGGUUGUACUUUUUCAUGCGUGAGCAAGCUGGUUGGUCCCUUAAUUCCCUAACACAGUGGAGACCAGGCUGUAAUGAUUAACGACACUUCCCUGGAAGCUCAGGGCUAUUGGAAGGUUGAAGAACAAAGAGAAUAACUUAUCAUUGCUACAAUUAGAGGGGGCUCUGCUCAGAUUCCUGGCUGAAAUACCAGGCUCCAUUUGGGGAUUGCAGAAGCAUCCAUGCCUGCCUUGCUCCAGGGCUACCUCCACAGCAGAGGGCCCAGCUGCUCUACCCAGAGUCCAGGCCUAAAAGGCAGAAGGCCCAGCAAGAGAAGAAGGCUUUCUCACUUCUUGUGAUCUAAGGCUCACCUCCCCAGACUUCAUUACCUGUCCAGGAUCAAUUGUUCCAGGGUGCUGGAAAAUGGGAGCAUCCAGGCCCUUCCAAGGUGUGCUUGACCUCCAUGACUAGGUCAGAUCCCCAUUAGGAGUCUCAGGUGUCCAUGUGUCUGCACUUCAUGUGAUUCUCACAGUUGCAAUGAACACUGAUCCAUGUGGUUAUUUUACUAAUGUGCCUUUCCCUGCCAGUAUUUUGGGGGCAGUCCAAGUUUGGUACCAUUGGGACUCUAGCAUCAAGCACAAUGCUUAACUUACUAUAACCACUCGAUAGAUGAUGGAUUACAAGCAUGCACCUGUAAUCCCAGCUACUUGGGAGGCUGUGGCAGGAGGAUUACUUGAGCCCAAGAGUUUGAGAUCAGCUUGGGCAACAUAGUGAGACCCCAUCUCUCAAAAAGGAAAAAAAGAUAGUGGUUUACUUAAUUAAUAAAUUUAUUAACUGAUAUGUAGAAAAACAGGGCCAGGCACAGGGGCACACACCUGUAAUCCCAGUACUUUGGGAGACCAAAGGAGGAUCUCUUGAGCCCAGGAGUUCAAGACCAGCCUAGGCAACAUAGUAAGACCCUGUCUCUACAAAAAAAUAAAAAUUAAAAAUAAAAAAAGAUUAGCCAGGUGUGGUGGUGCAUGACAGAGCAGGAGCAUCGCCAUCUUGGACAAAUACCAACAUUCUAUGUUCCUCUUGAUUAAAAACUGCCUAAAUCCAGCCCCAGAACGUCAGUCCCAGAGCAUCAGGGCAUUUCCCUAUGCUGGGAAACCAACUCCCAGCAUAACCAGAAACAUUCCAACCCUAAGAUAAAACCCUUUCCAACCAGAAACAUGCCAACCCCAAGAUAGCCUCCCCUCUGACGAGAGACAUUCUAACCCUACAAUAAACUUUCCCUCACAUAGAAACAUUCCGAACCUACAAUGAUCUUCCCACUUCCUAAACUCUUAAAUAUCCUUAGUCUGUUAGAACACUCCUGACCAAAAUCAACCAGAAGCCCUUCUCAGG